CUGCCCUUGUCAGCUCUACACGUUGCCCUUGGGGUGUCCCUCCUCGCCUCAACAAGUCAUGGUGUCUUGCUCUUAAGCAAACACUAAAUCUACACUCUGAAUUGGACCCACUGCUCGAAUUGAGUGACCAACGAUCUGCUUGAAGACCUCUGUUCCUCUACCUCAUCGCUUGAAAAUCGGCGCCGGGCUCAUCAGAGCAAACAUGGGUGACUCUGGCGAUGCCACGCAACGCCCGAAGAGAAAGGAGAUCGAGCAGGCCACAAACCCGAGAUAUGCAACCGCAAAGAUCACCGUCAGAGGCAUCAUUAUUGUUCUGUCGCUCGCCGCGACCAUCACCAGUCUCGUGUCCGUCAGCGCCCCAAAAAGAUGGGAUUCCUGGAUUAUUCGCCUCAUGCCCGUGUACGGGCUCCCAUAUCCACUUCUCAGCCUCGCCUGGGAGCUCAGUGAGAUCGCCGUCCUGCUUGUCCGGCGUCACAAGAACAAGGGCCUCGACCCUUCUGCGCACCUCGCGUGCGAGCUGUUGCUAUUGCUCGGGGGCGUGGUCGUCGGGGCGCUGUGGGUCACAGACACAGCUGCCACCCAGCAAUAUUCAGGCAGUUUCACAGAAGGCGGGGGCGGUAUAUCGGCAGCUACGUAUAACAAGUGGGCGAGCGUGAUCUACUUCUGGUGCGCACUCAACUUUGCCACGGUCGUGUGCCAGUUUUUCCUCUUUGUGGUUUCUUGCAUAGAAGUCGACCAGAAGAGGAGGAACAUGGAGCGGAAGGUGAACGAGGUCCUCGCCAUCAUCCAGGAACGCGGCCAGAAUGCCAACGACGUCCUCGCCGCGCUGCGAUCGCCGCCGCCGGACUACGACAGCACCAAGCCCUCGUGGCCGGCCGAGAUGCCAGCCGUGAACCAGCAGCCGGUGGAGAUGAGCGUUGACGAGCGCCCGAUAGAGGUGACUGGUAGCCAGGUUGGCCAUGAGAUGCCGGUGCUGGGUACGGAUGAUGUGAGCGGGAACCAGAAAUUUGUAUUGAAACCAUAGAGCUUCAUCAUGGUGUUUCGGAUCUCGGUCGAAGCAGGGACAACUGGUAUAAUUAAUCUGGGACCGGAAGAGUUCAUUACACGUUACAUCAGUGUCAAAACAUUGUGCACGAACCAGCGCAAACCACA
Molecule: messenger RNA, 1152 nt
Organism: Diaporthe batatas
Lineage: Eukaryota; Fungi; Ascomycota; Sordariomycetes; Diaporthales; Diaporthaceae
Exons: 3
Coding region: 203-1024 (273 amino acids)
Source: RefSeq, a predicted model, not a curated record